Messenger RNA from Anastrepha ludens (Mexican fruit fly), 2109 nucleotides. RefSeq names its product probable serine/threonine-protein kinase mkcB. NCBI's taxonomy places the organism in Eukaryota, Metazoa, Arthropoda, Insecta, Diptera, Tephritidae. The coding region runs from base 30 to 1613 and encodes 527 amino acids. The transcript is spliced from 3 exons. The record is from RefSeq and is a predicted model, not a curated record.
ACAAUCUUUCGUUCAAUGCAACAGUUGACAUGAACGGCUCGGCUGAUGGCGAUUGUGCUGCAACACCAGCCCCACCAGUGGCUGCCAGACGUGCAACGCUAACACCUCAUUAUGCUGCAACAACCUCAACAUCAGUUACUGCGCCGCGCGCCACUCCUCCCGACAUUGAGCGCUCCGGCACGAACGCUUUUAAGGCACAUAGCGACAAUUCAGCGAUAACAGCAAACGUACAAGUGGUAUUGUUGCAAAAUCAAGUGGACACAUUGCAGUGGCAAUUGAAGCAGGUCGAAACCGGCAAGGAAAUGUAUCGUGCUGUCAUCGAAGAGGUUGCUCGUUUCCUUGAUCGCUAUCAAACGCAAAGGCAGCAACAGCACCAAGUACAGCAGCAGCAACAGAUAUCUCGAUCCAAGAGUCUCUACCAAGUUUAUGAUGGCAGCAGCAACGGCCAAGAUACAGAACAAAAUGCCAGUGGCGAUAAAUCAGCAACCACAACGUCAUGUUUACGCGCGCGCAGCACCACCAACCCAAACGUAGACCAGAAGCAAUCGGCCAAUAAUAGUUCGAAAACAAGCCGCGCUAAAAUGGAACACGAUGCCAUCAAUCCGUCGCCCAAUAAUCCAUAUACAACCUUCAAGGACUUCACUUGGCGCCGCUCGCCCAGGAAGUAUGCCGAGUCGAAGGCACUAGCCGCCGCCAAUGAAGUUGAAGAAAAAUUAAAUCAGGAAGCUUUUCGUCUUUCACGUACGAUACAAAAUCUGCUCAACACAUCUACACAACAACCGGAUUUAACGCAGCAUCGUAACGCAUUGAUCGCACGUAGCAAUGGAGCGCAAAGUAAAGUGACGAAAACGCCACUGCUGCCGCCACCAACAAACCCAGCACCACCAACCAUCAUACCAAAACUCAUUAUGCCUGCUCAAAGCAAUGCGAAUAAGAAACAUAUUGCAAAUGUUGAAGCGGAUAAAUGCAACAGUCUCGCAGUUCCAGCUGACAGCUCGCUUGCCACCGCCACCGCUGAAAUGCUCUUCCUGCGCGCAAACGUCAUACGCGACUCUCGUCUAUCGUUGCGCAGCUCCACCGAUAGCUCAGUACAUUCCACCACCUCCAAUUCAUCGGCAGUGUCUUCCUCUUCAUCGUCGGCUGCAUCGACCACUUCGAGCAAGGUCGAGACCGACGAGGAUAUAUCGCCGCAUCAUCCAUUUCAUCCGAUCGCACUGCCAAACAAGCAGCAUCAACAUCCGCUCAGCUCAGCCACAGAGGAUGAGAGCGGUUUCAGUUCGAUAAGCUCUUUUCAUGAUGUCGGUGUACCUUUGAGCUCCACAAUGAUAUCGAAUCGCAUGUCUUUGCCGAACGUAAAAUUCGGUACGGCUAACUGCGCUAAAGUAACGGUUACCGCAUCUGACGUAAGUGACAACAACGAGACCAGCAACAGCCGUAAUUCGACCUUGAAAGCCAACCAUCCCAGCAAUGUGCUCGGACUACCGCUGCAAGCCGCACACGAUAUGCAACACCGCUGGGACACAACAACGAAAACUAGUUACCGCAACGCCAAUACAUACCAACGCUUCUCCACACUUUCCAAUGAAGAUGCGGCUGCUGUACUUUGGGUUUAGAUGCCCAUACCUGCAUCUGCACCUGCACCUGCACCUGCACCUCAUCUCGUCUCAAGUGUACUUUACGCAUUUAACUGAUUAAAUGUUUCUUUUAGUACAGAAAUCGAGAGAAUAUUUUUAAAUUUGGUUCGGUUUGGAAUUUUUUUUUUUUGCAGUUUUAAAGUAAAAUUAAUGAUUAAGUGCUAGGGGCGCUUUAUAUCUAAUUAGUACUGUUAUUCGAUGGUACACACCAGUGCCUUUUAUUAUGUAUAGUUAAAUACGUAUUUUAAUGCUUACUGUUAGUUUUAUGGUAGAAAUUUAAAAAUUUACGAUUAUCUAUUUUCAAACCGUCCAUUUUCUGCCACACAUUCAUGAAUGCAUUUAUGUUGAUUACAAUAUUUUCAUUAUACGAGUACAGUUUGAGAAACUUUUUUAAUUCAUGCUAAGAUACGUUUAAAAUGUACGAGUAAACUCAAAUAAAACGCCACUUUGCCUUAUUAGAUUGCGCAGUAAAUAA